Molecule: messenger RNA, 1197 nt
Organism: Cyphomyrmex costatus
Lineage: Eukaryota; Metazoa; Arthropoda; Insecta; Hymenoptera; Formicidae
Exons: 1
Coding region: 1-1197 (398 amino acids)
Source: RefSeq, a predicted model, not a curated record
AUGACCGACAUUCUGAACGUCAAGGACAAGCCGGUCUUCGACGAUCGCAUCGUCAAGAUCGAGACUCACGCUUACAGCCCGUUCGCCAACACGACGUUCGGACACAGCGACGAGAUACGAAUACCCAUACAGCAGCAUGAUCUGUACACGCUGCCGUACGAGAGUUUUCUGUACGUCGAGGGACGUUUGACGAAAACCGUGAAUGUGGAGAACGCCGACGUCGCGCUGGGAAACAAUUGCGUAGCGUUCAUGUUCGACGAGAUUCGCUACGAACUCGACGGCGCGGAGAUCGAUCGCAACAGAAACGUGGGCGUAACCAGCACGAUCAAGAACUACGUGACGGUGACGUCCGACAGGAGCGUGAUUCUGCGAAACGCCGGCUGGGACGCGCAGACCACCAACGACGGGUACUUUAACUUCUGCGUGCCGCUCAACGUACUGCUGGGAUUCUGCGAGGAUUACAGACGCGUGGUGAUCAACGCUCGUCACGAGUUGAUUCUGAUACGAGCGCGCAACGACGAGAAUUGCCUGACGGGAGAUUCGGCGGUGCAGCCGAAACUCGAACUGUUCAAGAUACAAUGGCGAAUGCCGCACGUGGUGCCGAGCGACGUGAACAAGCUGGCGAUGCUGCGAGCCCUGGAGAGCGGACGAUACCUGAGCAUGAGUUUCCGUUCGUGGGAUCUGUACGAGUACCCGCUGUUGCAGGCCACGACCAAGCACUCGUGGGCCAUCAAGACUGCGUCGCAGCUCGAGAAGCCGCGAUACGUCAUCUUUGCUCUGCAAACGGAUCGAAAGAAGAUGGCAGCGGACACGAGUCAUUUCGACCACUGCAACCUUAUCAACGUGAAACUCUACCUGAACUCGGAAUGUUAUCCGUACGACGACUUGAAUCUGGAUUUCGCUAGAAACAGAUGGGCGAUUCUGUACGAAAUGUACGCGCGUUUCUGCAAGGGCUACCACGGAUACGAGUAUGUCGAACCGCAUCUCACGGUUUCGUCCUUCCUUCGAAACGGUCCGUUUGUGAUCAUCGAUUGCUCUCGUCAGAACGAAUCGGUCAAGAGCGCGACCGUGGACGUGCGAAUGGACUUUGAACUCAAAGCGAACGCGCCCGAGAAUACCACCGCGUACUGCCUCAUCAUACACGAUCGCGUGGUCGAGUACAACCCGCUGACCAGCGUUGUGCGCAGGAUCACCUAG